Molecule: messenger RNA, 4491 nt
Organism: Penicillium soppii
Lineage: Eukaryota; Fungi; Ascomycota; Eurotiomycetes; Eurotiales; Aspergillaceae
Exons: 2
Coding region: 1-4491 (1496 amino acids)
Biological process (GO): nucleoside metabolic process
Molecular function (GO): catalytic activity; protein binding
Source: RefSeq, a predicted model, not a curated record
AUGUCAGAUCCUGCGGGGUACACUGUGGGCUGGAUAUGCGCCUUGCCCGUGGAAUACGUUGCCGCACAAGAAUUCCUCGAUGAAGAGCACAAAAAACCUAGCUUUGUGUCGCCAAAUGACACUAACGACUAUACAUUAGGCAAGAUGCACGAGCACAAUGUUGUGAUCGCCGUCUUGCCGGAUGGUGAAUAUGGCACAGCUUCCGCGGCCAAUGUAGCGACGAACAUGCUGAAUACCUUUCACAACGUCAGGGUAGGCCUCAUGGUCGGCAUCGGUGGCGGCGUACCAAGCGAAAAGCAUGAUGUACGUCUGGGCGAUGUCGUGGUCAGUGCGCCUCGUGGCAAUCAGGGUGGUGUCUUCCAGUACGACUUUGGCAAGUCGAUCCAAGGGCAAAGUUUUCAACAUACGCGGUUUCUAAACCAGCCACCAACGACACUUCGCACUGCGAUGACGGGAAUACAGGCACAAUAUAAGAGAAAGGGCCAUCAGCUUACGGAGGCCAUCGACAUCAUUCUCGACACAAACGUUCGGCUGCGCAGCGAAUAUAAACGUCCAGAAUCAACCACAGAUAGGCUCUUCCAGCCCUCUGUCAACCAUGAAUUAGAUUGCGGUGCUGCAUCCUGUGCAAAUGAUGCCUCAAACUGGCUCCCGCGGCGUGAGCGGUCCGAUCAUGAAGAUAAUCCUGCAAUUCACUAUGGUCUUAUUGCAUCUGCCAACCAGUUAAUGAAGGAUGCUUUGAUUCGCGAUCGACUAGCUGCAGAAAAAGACGUUCUCUGUUUUGAAAUGGAAGCAGCGGGGCUGGUGAACACUUUCCCAUGUCUAGUCAUCAGGGGUAUCUGCGAUUACUCCGACUCACAUAAGAACAAAGAGUGGCAAGGGUAUGCAGCUAUGGUAGCAGCUGCAUACGCGAAAGACCUUCUACAGAGAAUCCCUCUCAACAGAAUUGAAGCCGAGGAGAGGAUAAGUGCUGUUGUGUCUGAGGAGCUGAAAGGCAUCCAACAUCGCUUAGAUCAAGCAUACAGUCAAAAAGAACGACACUUUAGUGAACGGAAAGCAAGAGUCUUAACAGAUCAACAGCGCCGUUGUUACCAAGUGUUCAAGGUCGUCAACUACGCGGAGCAAAAGAACAUAAACCCUAAACGAGCUGGGGGAACCUGUCGAUGGGCUCUCCAGAGCUCUGAAUACAUCCGUUGGUGGGAGAGCAACUGCAACGACCUUCUCUGGGUGUCGGCUGACCCAGGUUGCGGCAAGUCUGUCUUAGCCAGAUCAAUAAUCGAUGACUACUUAGAGAGCUCUCAUCCAUCUGUGAGAAUAUGUUACUUUUUCUUUAAAGACAAUGACGAACAGAACAAUCUUGCUACAGCACUAUGUUCGGUACUUCAUCAGCUAUUCAGCCAGCAGCCUCAUCUAUUACAACAUGCCAUUCCGGCUUGGGAAAAGAAUGGGGGGACCGUUCGACAAGAAGUUGAUGAGCUUUGGCGGAUCUUGAUGGCGGCAACAUCAGCUGACAUCUCGUGCGAGACCAUUUGCAUAUUCGAUGCACUUGAUGAAUGUCGUGAAACCGAUCAGCGCCGGUUAAUCGAAAAGCUUCAAGCGUUUCAUCGCCAGCCAUCUUCAUCAACAGAUGAAAUCUGUUUGAAAUUCCUGGUCACCAGUCGUCCCUACGAUCAUAUACAGGAUCACUUUCGAGCAAUCACCGAUUCUUUCCCACAUAUACAUAUCAAGGGGGAGGAGCAUAAUGACCAGAUCCACGAGGAGGUUGAUCUGGUGGUGAGGACUCGGGUGAGAGAACUGGCUGAAACGGUACCACUGUCACCAGAGCUUCACCAUCAAGUUGAAAAAAAGCUGCUUCAAAUGGAACACCGUACAUAUCUUUGGCUACACCUAGCCAUUGAUGACAUCCGUGCUACCUUAAAGCACAGCCUUCGGCCCGGAGCGAACUCGAUAACACUAGUACCGUCUUCUGUGAAUGCGGCAUAUGAAAAAAUACUUUGUCGAGUCCCAGUCAAUGAAAUGGAUACAGUCCAAAAGGUCUUGGAAAUCAUUGUGGCGGCACGACGUCCCCUGACAAUACAAGAGAUGGCCAUUGCGCUGGGUAUUGCCACUAUCUCAGACCCACAAACAUUAAAACAGGCUGAGCUAGAUCCAGUCCAGUUGGAAAAGAAGCUCCGACAACUUUGCGGCUUGUUUGUCUUCACAAACAAUUCGAAGAUCUAUCUCAUCCAUCAAACAGCCAGGGAAUUUCUCAUUGGCAAGAAAAAUUCUAGCUAUCCCAAUUCUGCAUACUGGAACAGCCUGACCCACGCGGAAGAUCAAAUGGCUGAGAUCUGUUUAAGAUACUUGUUGAUGGAGGAUAUAGAAUACGAUGGAGAUGAAGAUAAAUCAGGCUCCCUUAGUGGAUGUUUCUUGGAAUAUUCAGCAGCACACUGGCCCGAUCACGUAAGAAGCAUGGCUUUGACUUCAAUUCAAAAGGAAACCGACCGAGUGCAUCGAUUAUACGACAUAACGGGAAAUCUAUUCUCAAUGUGGUUUCCCAUUUAUUGGAAAGCAGUCAGACCAUACGAAGAGAUUCCUGUAAUGAGUGCACUACACCUGGCAGCAUUCAAUGGCCAUGAACAUGAGGUACAGUAUAUACUUGGUGUGGAUAAAAGUGAUGUCAAUACACCUGAUGAUACAACAACAUACCCAGUCAUGUGGGCGUCAUUAAAUGGAAACGAUAGGAUUGUGGAACUACUACUAGAGCGAGGAGCCGACGUCAACACCCAGGGUGGACGCCACGGGAAUGCCCUCCAGGCUGCUUGUGCCAGAGGACACGACAAGAUCGCACUGAUGCUGCUAGAGCGAGGAGCCGAUGUCAAUGCCCAGGGUGGAGACUACGGAAAUGCCCUCCAGGCUGCUUGUUCUAGGGGACACGACAAGAUCGCACAGAUGCUGUUAGAGCGAGGAGCCGAUGUCAAUGCCCAGGGUGGAGAUUACGGAAAUGCCCUCCAGGCUGCUUGUUCUAGGGGACACGACAAGAUCGCACAGAUGCUGCUAGAGCAGGGAGCCAAUGUCAAUGCCCAGGGUGGAGAUUACGGAAAUGCCCUCCAGGCUGCUUGUUCUAGGGGACACGACAAGAUCGCACAGAUGCUGUUAGAGCGAGGAGCCGAUGUCAACGCCCAGAGUGAAUAUUAUGGACAUGCCCUCCAGGCUGCUUGUUACGGUGGACACGACAAGAUCGCACAGAUGCUGCUAGAGCGAGGAGCCGAUGUCAACGCCCAGGGUGGUCGCUUCGGAAAUCCCCUCCAGGCUGCUUGUGCCGGAGGACACGACAAGAUCGCACUGAUGCUGCUAGAGCGAGGAUCCGAUGUUAACGCCCAGGGUGGACCUUACGGAAAUGCCCUCCAGGCUGCUUGUUCUAGAGGACACGACAAGGUCGCACAGAUGCUGCUAGAGCGAGGAGCCGAUGUCAACGCCCAGGGUGGUCGCUUCGGAAAUGCCCUCCAGGCUGCUUGUGACGGAGGACACGAUAAGAUCGCACUGAUGCUGCUAGAGCGAGGAGCCGAUGUCAACGCCCAGGGUGGAUAUUAUGGACAUGCCCUCCAGGCGGCUUGUGCCGGAGGACACGACAAGAUCGCACUGAUGCUGCUAGAGCAGGGAGCCAAUGUCAAUGCCCAGGGUGGAGAGUACGGAAAUGCUCUCCAGGCUGCUUGUGACGGAGGACACGAUAAGAUCGCACUGAUGCUGCUAGAGCGAGGAGCCGAUGUCAACGCCCAGGGUGGAUUUUAUGGACAUGCCUUCCAGGCUGCUUGUUCUAGUGGACACGACAAGGUCGCACAGAUGCUGCUAGAGCGAGGAGCCGAUGUCAACGCCCAGGGUGGAGAGUACGGAAAUGCCCUCCAGGCUGCUUGUGACGGAGGACACGACAAGAUCACCCAGAUGCUGUUAGAGCGAGGAGCCGAUGUCAACGCCCAGGGUGGAUUUUAUGGACAUGCCUUCCAGGCUGCUUGUUCUAGUGGACACGACAAGGUCGCACAGAUGCUGCUAGAGCGAGGAGCCGAUGUCAACGCCCAGGGUGGAGAGUACGGAAAUGCCCUCCAGGCGGCUUGUGCCGGAGGACACGACAAGAUCGCACUGAUGCUGCUAGAGCGAGGAGCCGAUGUCAAUGCCCAGGGUGGAGAUUACGGAAAUGCCCUCCAGGCUGCUUGUUCUAGGGGACACGAGAAGAUCGCACAGAUGCUGCUAGAGCAGGGAGCCAAUGUCAAUGCCCAGGGUGGAGAUUACGGAAAUGCCCUCCAGGCUGCUUGUUCUAGGGGACACGAGAAGAUCGCACAGAUGCUGCUAGAGCAGGGAGCCAAUGUCAAUGCCCAGGGUGGGGAGUACGGAAAUGCCCUUCAAGCAGCUCGUCGGGGAGGAUACCACCAUAUAGUGAAACUUCUCCAGAAACAUCAAUGUGCUGAUCAGUCGACCUCCCAACCUCCCCCUUCCAAAAGGCUGAAGGUUUCAUCAUGA